This is a messenger RNA of Ipomoea nil (Japanese morning glory), 2872 nucleotides long. RefSeq names its product kinesin-like protein KIN-14U. Gene Ontology annotation, biological process: microtubule-based movement. Lineage: Eukaryota; Viridiplantae; Streptophyta; Magnoliopsida; Solanales; Convolvulaceae. Gene Ontology annotation, molecular function: microtubule binding; microtubule motor activity; ATP binding. Bases 729 to 2609 code for a protein of 626 amino acids. The transcript is spliced from 10 exons. The record is from RefSeq and is a predicted model, not a curated record.
UACUACAAUUCUUGUUUUUGUUUUCUCAAUCUCUCCAUUGCGCCAUAGAUAGAUCUGAGUACCAAAUAGAAAGCAACGUAUUCUAAAGAUAAAAGAUUCUUUCUCUCCCAACAAGAGAAGUCAAUUAAUUUAUUGCUUGCCAAGGCAACCUCCCCAACUGUCAAAGAAAAAGCUUUUCCACCUUCGAAUCAGAGUCCUCAUGAAGUGAUCAAUCAUUGACAUUAAAAAAAAAAAAAAACUAGUUAAAAUCACCAUUCAUUACCCUUUACAAAUCUAGGAAAACCCAUUUUCUCAUGCUUUUUUUCUUUGCCAUAAAAAAUUGAAAACACAUAUAUCAUUUCCUUCCCCCUCUUGGCCCCUUCUCUCUCUCUCUCUCUCUCUUUAUUGUGCCAUGGCUUCAGUUUUACUCCACUCCAUGUAGAUUGUAUUUAAUGUAAUAUUUUAUAGGCCAGGGAGUCAGAAACUGCCCUUUGUUAGUUGAUCUUGCAGUUUCUUCAUGUGCUUUUCUUAGGAUACUGUUAAGCACUCCAAGAAAAUGCUCUUAACUGCUCAAGAAGGGUCCUCCUUUGCAGAAUUCCUGGUGUUUUUUUCCACAAAAGACCAGUAUUUUGGAUUUGGGUAUCUGGGUUUUUUCUAAGGAUUCCAAAUUCUUUCAAAAUACACAAGAUUUUUUUUUUUUUUUUUUUUUUUCUCUCCUGUUGGGGUUUGUGUUUGGUGGGUCUUGAAGAAUGCUUAUUGCCACUGAGGAGGAGAAGAUCUCAUUGCCUGUGGCAAAUGGUGAAGAAGUGGUGAAAAUGAAAUCACCUCUGAUGGAGUCAAAUCUGGGCUCCAUUAAUGGUAUGCCUGAAGCUUCUGAGGAGUCUCCUGCAACUUCCAUUGAUGUGAAUGUAGUUCCAGAGGAUGAUAAGCAUAAGCUUGAGCAGAGAAUCUUUACUUUAGAAGGGGAAAUUGUGAAUUUGAGACUAAAACAAAGAUCUUUGGAUGAAAGAAGAAGAGAAGCAUUGAAUAAGAUAAUAGACAUCAAAGGCUGCAUUAGGCUAUUUUGUAGAGUUAGGCCAUGUUUACCAACAGAUAAGAGGAGAAAUCAUCAACCCCUUUCAGUUGAAUCAGAGAGGAUUGUGGUUAGAUCUGGUUCAAGUAGGAAGGAGUUUGGAUUUGAUAAGGUUUUCCCCCAGGAAUCAAGCCAAGAGGAUGUGUUUGUUGAGGUUGAGCCAAUUCUACGAUCUGCGCUUGAUGGACAUAAUGUGUGUAUAUUAGCUUAUGGACAGACUGGGACAGGAAAGACAUACACAAUGGAUGGAACUAGCGAGGCUCCUGGGAUCAUACCUCGUGUUCUUGAAGAGCUGUUUCGCCAAGCCUCUUUGGAUGGCUCUACUGAUUAUACGUUUUCGAUUAGCAUGCUGGAGGUUUACUUGGGUAAUCUCCGCGAUUUGCUUGCUCCGAGGCCUUCCUCCAGAGUAUAUGCUGCAUCGAGAUGCAUUCUGAAUAUUCAAACAGAUUCGAAAGGAUCGGUUGAUAUUGAUGGCCUCACAGAAGUGCAAAUAUCGAACUUCACCAAAGCAAAUUGGUGGUACAACAAAGGGAGGCGGGUGAGAUCCACUUCGUGGACCAACGUCAAUGAAGCAUCUAGCAGAUCACAUUGCUUAACAAGGAUCACCAUAUAUCGCCCCCGUGAUGCACAAGUAACCAAACUGUGGAUGAUUGAUCUCGGGGGCAGUGAACGCUUACUUAAAACUGGAGCAACUGGACAAACUCUCGAUGAGGGAAGGGCCAUUAAUCUCUCCCUCUCAGCUCUAGGCGACGUAAUUGCAGCCUUACGAAGAAAGAAAGGCCACGUUCCUUACAGAAAUAGCAAAUUGACUCAAAUUCUCAAGGAUUCUCUAGGAAACGGUUCGAAAGUGUUGAUGUUAGUCCAUGUAAGUCCAUAUGAAGACGACAUUGUUGAGACCGUCUGUUCGUUUAGUUUCGCAAAGAGAGCAAGGGCGGUGGAGUGCAACCGAGACCUUUCAGAAGAAUCCAAGAAGAAGAAGGAGAAGAGGAUUGCUGAGCUCGAGGAGCAGAUGAUGGAAGUUGAGGAAGAAUGCGAGAACCUAAGACACCAAAUAGAAAAUGUCCAACUUUUACUAAACGAAAGCAAAAAAACUUUCUCGGUGUACUAUGAACUUCCUGAGGAUGGUGAAAAGAGCCCGAAUAGCCCAGAACAGCAAGACUUUGGUGAAAUCAUGGAAACCCCGAAAGCAUCAGAGAAAGCGACGAGAAGAAGCUCUGCAAACUCGAUGCCUCGGUUCAUGACCUCUACCAUGGCCAGUCGCCAAAGAGAGAGCGCUGCAGAGAGGCAAAUAAUUAACAGCAAACCGAAAAGUCUGAGAUCUUGGGCUAAAAGUUCAGUACAAAUCUCGGGUUCCCACUCAAUCAGCUAUUCAGAUCCCACCUCGAAACACUUUCUGAGAAACGCACACAAGAAGACUGGAUUAGGCGAGACGAACAGUAUUAUUCCUAUGGAGGAUAUGGAAACAAAACCGCGAGGCAAGGCUACUGCUGCUGCUUCGAAUCCCAACUCGAGAGUUAUGGUUUGUCACCAUAGAAGAAGGAUGUCUGAUUGCCUCUAGCUAACAUAACAUAGUGCAUAGAAUUCACAAACUUAGUAUUAACAACUUUUAGAUGGUUUUGGUUUUUUCCACAGUAAAUUAAGGUUUGUUCUUAGGAUUGGUGUGUGGUUUUGGUCAAGGAUGUUGAAUUAUUUGCUAUAUUUCACUGGUUUUGUUUCUCUGGCCUCAUACAGAUUUCAGUCAUGGUUUUUUUUUUUGUGAUUGUUGUAACUUACAUCAGACAUUGUGUAGUGUGUAUAACAAUGUUUUUUUUUUUAAUUGUA